This is a messenger RNA of Schistosoma bovis, 2310 nucleotides long. NCBI's taxonomy places the organism in Eukaryota, Metazoa, Platyhelminthes, Trematoda, Strigeidida, Schistosomatidae. The record is from the annotation of a GenBank genome assembly.
AUUAAUACCCAUUUAUAGAGUUGAGCGAUUAUUCUCGAGUCGUCUGUCUUCUAUCACCUGCUGACACUCUUGAAGAGCAACCAAUCUCUGCUACAAUGCCUAGUAUACUUUAUUGUGUUUUCUGGUUUUAUUUCCUUGCGGUCACCUGGUUCUUUUGGAGUUCGGUAGUGUCGGCAUGUUUUAAAAUCCAGAUUAUCCAACACUUGUAUAUUUCUAUGUUGGAUAGACUGUUUUCCUACGCCGCCUCGGCUGUCACAGUAAAGGACGACAUUAAAAGAAUAAGGAGUGUUGACAGUUUUGAAAACCUUGAUACGUAUGAUGAUGAUUUGAUUGAAAGGGACAUUCAACUAACUGAAGGAGGUGUAAAGGUUAAAAAUCAUCUUGUUCCAGAUCAAAAAGGAUUCAGAUUAUACUACCCAACCUACUUAGUUAAAUGUGGGAUAGAGGCUAUUAUAGAAGAUUCUGUCACCAAGAGAUUCACAGCUGCAGAGUUAAGAGUAUGGAAUUUCUUGAGUCGCAACCAGAGUUAUGUAUAUGCCAAGAGAGAUAACCAUACCACCCUAAUGAUGCUAUGGCUUGUGGGCCUCAUUGUUCGCUAUGUAAUAUUCCUGCCGUGCAGACUUGUUGUUUUCCUCUCUUCAGUUUUCUUAAUAUGGAUUUUAGGCGCUGUGGCUCGGAAGCUUCCUCCUUCACGGUUUAAAAACUGGUUAUCCACCGAAGGAAUCCAGGCAGCCGUACGGCUUAAUUUGUGUUCAUACUCCGCUGUUAUUCGUUUCCACAACAGAGAAAACCGCCCUAAAGCAAAUACAAUUUGUGUCGCCAAUCACACGACACCGUUUGAUUGGUGCAUUUUGGCCUCAGACGUUACCUACGCUGUUGUUGGGCAAAAGCAUGGAGGAUUUUUUGGUUUUGUUGAACGGGUAAUCUCGUGUGCUGUGCCUGCCGUUUGGUUUGAUCGUGAGGAAAUUUUAGAUCGUCUUUCUACAGCUAAAAGGUUAAAAAACCACGCAGCUACACCGAAUGCUGAACCUAUUCUAAUUUUUCCAGAAGGUACAUGUAUCAAUAAUACAUCAGUCAUGAAAUUCAAGAAAGGUUGUUUUGAAGUGGGCGCUGAAAUUCAUCCUGUUGCAAUCAGAUACAAUCCAUUAUUCGCUGACUGUUUUUGGAACAGCAGCCUAGAUAGUUUAUUCCAGUACAGUUUAAAAAUAAUGACAUCAUGGGCUAUUAUGGUAGAUGUUUGGUAUUUACCACCCACUAGAAAAUUAGAUCAAGAAGAUUCAAUUGCAUUUGCAAGACGUGUACAGUAUAGUAUUGCACAAUGUGGCGGUAUGAUUGGGAUGGAUUGGGAUGGUGAAUUAAAACGAAACAGACCAAAAGACACAUUGAAACAUGCACAACAAAAAUAUGUUAGUCAAUAUGUCAUACCUGCUGACUCACAUUCAUCCUCUACAUAAAAAGCUGAUCUAUCCUGUAUACACACCCAACCACACACGUGAAAUUUUUCUACUACAACUUUGAUCUUGCAUUCUCUGUUGAAUCCUACCAAAUUGUUAUUGUUUAUUUUUGAAUUAAUAUUUUACAUUUGAAUUUGUAGUUAUCUUACAAUUUAAGUUCUCCUUAGUUUACACACAUUCCUCUGUUUUGUAUUAUUAUUAUCUAAAGAGAAUUCAUCCAGAGCAAGUGAAAUCACGCUUUUCUAUUUUGCAACAAUUCAUUGUUCUUUUCUUGUUUUCCUGUAUUUGAGAUUGAAACUUUUGUAAUCCUCUUACUUUUGUAUUUGUUAUUGAAAAGGUGUUUCGAUUAUUAUUAUUAUUAUUAUUAUUACCAAAUAUAUAGACUCCAAUUACCGUUGCACCGCUAUAUAUAUACUAGUCUGUUUAUUUGCUCUUUGAUAUCGCUAUCAGUUAGUCAACCAACCUCUCUGUCUUCUAAUCAUUUUUACAUUAAUGUGACAAUCUUGUUGAUUCUGCUACUACUUAUUUUCUUUCCUCAAACAAACAAGAAUUAAUGUGUUCUAUUUAUCAUUUCAAUGUAUAGAGAAAGUGAUGGAAAAGUUGAACUGUAUAAAAGGAAUUCAUAAACAUAAUGGUGUAUAUACUAUUGAUUGGUUUUAAUUUUCAUCUUAUACAUCAGACAAGUAUUGUUUUUUAGUUUUUUCCGGGGGCUGACAUUAAAACAGUUGUGGUUUUUUUCCCUUAACCCUAACGAUAACUUUUGAAAGUAUGACUGUGAAUAUUAAGAAUUAGUGAUUGAUUCAAGUGUUAUGGAAAUGUUUACUCAAUAUAGUCUGGGUGCACACUUUUUCCGCCC